Molecule: messenger RNA, 1826 nt
Organism: Ochlerotatus camptorhynchus
Lineage: Eukaryota; Metazoa; Arthropoda; Insecta; Diptera; Culicidae
Product: damage-control phosphatase ARMT1-like
Exons: 6
Coding region: 218-1552 (444 amino acids)
Biological process (GO): DNA damage response
Cellular component (GO): nucleus
Molecular function (GO): phosphatase activity
Source: RefSeq, a predicted model, not a curated record
UUUCUGUGUGUGCAUUGGAAAAUAAUAAAUAAUCCGCUAGUUUACGGCUAUUAGUUUAAGUUAAAAUUGUGAAUAUUAGCUUUAUUGUGUGUCAAUUCUAGUCACUCGGCUUAACAAACUGUCCACGUCACGUUCUCAAGUGUAGUUAAGCAGUGAGAACAGUAGAAACGUAAGCAGAUAUUUUUUCCCUUAUUUGGCUGUUAGUUUUAGCAAAGCAAUGGAAGAAUAUCAAACCAAGUACAACUUAAUCGAUGACAAACCUCCACACAAUGUUCCCCUCAAGGCCCAGUACAAGCAGGGCUUCGCGUAUUACACGAUGAAGGAGCGCCUGCCGGUCAUCCUGACUCAGGUGAUUGAUCAGCUGUCCAAGGACAAGGAAGAAGUCGUGCAGCACUUCGGUGAGGACGCCCGCGAAGAGCUGAAGCAAGCGAUCGGUGAAAUCUCUAAACUCAAGUAUGAACUGCAGACGGAUAAGGAAUUUAGACCGAUUGCCAGCGAGCUUGGAGAUGACCAGGUGUGGAACGAUUUCAUCGGGUCCCUUGGAGAUGAUAACACCUACUAUUCGGCGUGCUGGCUAUAUGCGGAGACCUACAUGUACAGGCGGUUGCAUAAUAUCUUCGAGAGCACAACCACGUUGAAAAAGCUGGAUUACUUCCAACAGCAGAAGCACAAGGCUCUAACGAAUUCCUACGAUGCUAUGGGUGCCGUGCUGCAAUCGAUCGAACACUUCAACCAGGACAAGGCUAGCAAAAGUGAAGAGGAAAUUGGAGAUUUUUUCCGCAAAAUGUUGAAGCUGAAUCUGUGGGGUAAUCGGUGCGAUCUCUCCAUCACGGCCGGCCAGGACGUCAAGCAGGACGGCGAUCCAUUCAGUUUACUGGAAUCCUGCGACAAUUACAUCAUAAGCGAUCACACCGUAGAGGUGUGGAACCACGUGCGGCAGGCAAAAGCCAACGGCUCGGCAGUGAUCGACAUCAUCAACGACAACUCCGGCUACGAACUGUUCACCGAUCUCUGCCUGGCCGACUUCAUCAUCGAGCACCAGCUGGCGGCCCGGGUAAAUUUCAACGUAAAAGCCAUACCGUGGUACAUCUCAGAUGUUACGCCCAAGGACAUGCGGUGGACCUUGAACACGUUGAUGGCUCAUCCAAACCCACUCUUGUCAGCAUUUGGCAAGCGAUUGCAAGCCCAUUUCGACGCCGGGACGCUGCAGCUGAAAGAGGUGGACAACUUUUGGACGUCUCCAUACGAAUUCCAUCGCCUAGAGAACAUCAACCCAAAACUGUACCAAGAACUGUCGGAAGCACAUCUGCUGAUAUUCAAGGGCGACCUCAACUACCGGAAACUGUUGGGUGACUUUAACUUUCCCUACACGACACCGUUUCGGGAAGCGCUACGAGGCUUCCUUCCCACCAGCUUGUGCACGCUGCGAACCGUGAAGGCGGAUUUGAUCUGCGGGAUAGCGGAAGGGCUUUCGGACGAACUGGACGCUAAAGACGAGCGGUGGAUGGUGACCGGCGAGUAUGGCGUGAUCCAGUUUGCUCCCAAAAAGUGAGACUCCGCGGGGGGAAUUGGUUUGAAGAACUUGUAGUGCUUUUAUAUUUUGAUUCGUUUGAAAAUCCUGUUUUCAAAAUUCUAUAACAAAUUUAAAUUUUUCUGAAUAUAUGUCUGUCUCUCUUUUUGUAUUAUUGGUGUACCUAUGCCAAAUUUUGAAUGUCAAAGUUUUGUGUGCUUUUUAGUGCGCAAAUAAAUUACUAAUAAAUAUUAGGUAGCUUUCAAAAUAAUUUGAACCAUUUAGGCAACGAGUGAGACGAGAAAGCAUUAAUCUA